AUGGCCCUCUCCUGCACCGCCGAGUGCGCACUCUCCCUCGCCUGCGCGCGGUGGUUGGCCCGCCGCCUCUCCCUCUCGGGCGCCGACGACAGCGCGUCGUGGCCCACGGCCUCGUCCGCCUCCUUCGCGCCUGUCCCGCGCGCCUGCCGCGCCGCGCUCGCCGCCUACGACGACGACGAGCAGCCGGGGCUGCCGUCCUCGUCGCCGCUUUGCCCACCAUACCGCCUCCUCCACGACCGCGCCCGCGGGGAGGUGGUGCUCGCCGUGCGCGGCCUCGCCUCGCGCGGCCAGAGGACUACCGCCUCCUCCUCGACGCCGGCGGGCCCGAGCCCUUCGCUGGAGGGCAUGCUCACCGUGGCUUGCUCCGCGCCGCCGAUGAUUUCUUGCCCAGAACUCCGGCACCCCUGCAGCACAUUUUCGGAUCUAUCUUCUGUUUGCCGUGUCUGCUGUGUUUCAUUUGCAUGA
Miscanthus lutarioriparius is the source of this 465-nucleotide messenger RNA. The record is from the annotation of a GenBank genome assembly. NCBI's taxonomy places the organism in Eukaryota, Viridiplantae, Streptophyta, Magnoliopsida, Poales, Poaceae.